UUCUAGGGUUCCAUAGACGCAACAUUCUAAACGCGCUGUAAAUUCCAGUGUUUUCCACACAUUGGCUCAUUAGCAAAGUUACACUUUCUGCUGCUACAUCUGAGUUUAAAGAUUGCAAUAAUUACUGUAUGAAUUGGCCAACAAGACUCGGUCAUGUCUAGAAGAAGUUCAAGGCUUCUUAAUGGAGGGUACUAUGACCAGUCCUCUGAUGAUGAAUCCUCUGGCUCCAUUGUCUCCUACAAGGAAAGCCCUCUGCCUAGGGUAUUCAACAAGAGGAAAAUGAGAACUGGGGUCCAUAGGGGAAUCCAAAAUCCAAAUCAGCCAAUCAACGGCGAUGAAUUAAUUGGCAUGGUGCCAACUGUAAGGGCCGUCCAGAGAAGGCAGACCUUCCUGUCUCCUACUGUGGCCCCUGUUCCUGUGACCCCCGCUGCCUCUGUGGCCCUGCAGCCCAGCAUGAGCUCCUCCAGCAUUGGCUUCACCAGAAUUGACAGCUCUGGCUACUGUUCUGAUUCUGAGGAGCCACUGAGGGCCAAGACAUGCUCCACCAGGAGACUGUCCAGCGGGAUAGGCACUAGGGCCAGCGCUAGCUGCAGCUGGUCAUGUUUCCCGAAUGGUUUGCCAUCCUGGUUUGUCAUCUUCCUCCUGCCCGUUCUCCUGACCUUCCUAUUUGUCUUUCUGAUCGUGUUCCCCACCAUGAACCUCAACCUUCCAAUGAACCGCCCGACUCAACCUGACUCUCCACUCGAGCUGACUCCAAAGGCUACGUAUGGAACUCCUAUCAUGGAUUCAGCUCUCAAAAACAAAAUGGACACCAUCCAGAGAGAGAUCGAGAUCUUUAAACAGAAAGCACCCCAGCACCAAGGCAUUUCCCAGCAGAUGGUACAAAGACUGAAUAUAGACAUGAUGAGAAUAAGGAGCGAGAUUAACAACGUCAGAGGGAAAGUGAACAGUGUCUCUAUUUCUGUCUCUACUGCCGGAGAGCGUCUGGCCCAGGACGCUGCCGAGCUCAGCAGCAAGAUGUCUGAUUUCCAAGAGGAACAAUCCAUUACCACACAGCGGGUCAGAGCCCUGGAGGACAUCAGUGAUAUGCUGCAGCAACAGGUGACCUCCAUUCAAAACCAUCGUGCUCCCACACCAGAAAACAUACACAUGACACCUGCUUUUAAAGUGGCCAUGGAGAAAUUGCUGAGUGACCAACUGGCCCAGAAUGAGAGAUGUGACGUGAAACAGUUGAUAAAGGAUUGCAGUCGUCCGUUGGCGGACCGACUGCCUGACUUUGCCUUGGAGUCUCAAGGUGGCAGUAUUGUAACCAGCAGAUGCUCUGAGACGUAUCAGACCCGUUCGGCCUGCGUGAGCUUCCUGGGGAUUCCCCUGUGGUAUCCUGCAGAGACCCCCCGGACUGUCAUCCAGGGCCAGAAGGUGCUGCCUGGCAAGUGUUGGCCGUUUCCUGGGGCCCAGGGCACUCUAACCAUCGCCCUGUCUCACCCCAUCCACGUGACCCACGUCUCUCUGGAGCACAUCUCCACUGCCGUCUCCCCUAAUGGGCGCAUCGACAGCGCCCCCAAGGACUUUGCCGUCUACGGCAUGUCUACUGUUGGCGAAGAGGGAUCACUGCUCGGAAUGUUUACAUAUGACCAGGCUGGAGAUCCCCUACAGACGUUUGAAUUGCCUAACCCUACCGCAGUGUAUCUGUAUGUGGAGCUCCAUGUCCUCAGCAACUGGGGUCACCAGGACUACACCUGUGUGUACCGCUUCCGGGUUCACGGCAAGAUGUCUGUCUUUUGAGGGGGAUCGGCUAUCCAUCUCAACCCCAGAAUUUUUAUUUUCAUACUGGAGCAUAUUUUGCCUCUAAAUAAAAUCUCUAUUAGGCAGUGUUUGUAUGGGUUUGGUCACAAGUUGGAACUGAGUGUAAUGAUGGUGGCCAUAUUGGAUUCCCAAUAGAUUUGAAUUACACCAGAAUAGUUCUAAAUGUCAUAAGUAUAGUACACAAUUCUAAAAGAUGUAUCUUAUUUGCAAAACUCAUAUUUACAGGUGAUUAAACCCCCAUCAAAUGGUAUUAUGGCAGCCAUAUUGGAUUUUGGACACCGUAUUGGAUUUGGAGAAAAAUCCAGGGUGUUCCCAAGGGUCGAUAACCCUCCAUGCCCUGAAAUACACUAAGGAGCCUUUUGACUGAGAUAAAAACAUCACUUUUCUGUUUCUGGGGCUGGACCCUUUGUUUUCCUUAGCCAAUUAUAAUACAGUAGGAUUUCUAAAACUUGGGGGGCCUGGUUCCACGUUUUGGUUUUUGCCCUAGCACUACAUAGCUGAUUCAAAUAGUCAACGCUUGUUGAUGAGAUGGUUAUUUGAAUCGGCUACCAAAAAUUGAAGUCUACAUUCGUUAAUAUUUCCGCCGGUUGUUUCUGUAUUAACAGGUUGAUAUUUCCACAAUGCAUCAAGAUAUCGUUGUGCUGUUUGUGCAUGUAGGGCGGCCAGGCAAUAUUCCCAUCCAGCCAGGCAAUAUUCACUCUUUGGGUGCGUUCGAGCAGUAAGGCUAACGCAGCUGACUGUAGACAAGUCAACGAGUGAAUUCGGAGGAAGUGCGUCUGCGACGUACGAAAAUCAGACGGUGUUGUGGUCAUAGGGAAAGAGGCCUUUAGUGGCCAAAAGGCCGUAUUAGCAUAGGCGGAGUCACUGACAGCUUCCACCAUUUUAAUGUAGUCAACUGGGUGGGACAUUCAUCUUCAUUGGCUGAUCCCUCCUGGUGACCCUGUUGGAGGGAUCAGCCAAUAGUGAAGAAGAAAAUUGACUACUUCAAAAUGGAGAUUCCCUCAAUGGCCAUGCUGUAACAGGUGCUAUAAUGGCACAGAUACAAAGAUGAGUGCCCUAUCUAUCUCCAUGGUUGUGGUUUCCCUACAGCAAGGCUCCACGCAACAUGGCAGUGUUGCUAUUGUUAAUAAAAGUUUUUAUUUGGAAUGUCAAAAUAAACAUGUCUCCAGCCCCCAUAUCACACCCUCAAAAACAGUAAAUAUGUGUUUACAUUGUACCUUUUGAUCACAUGGUUUUUGUGAAGUUCAUGCAGUUGACAUGCAGUUAUCCCCAUAAUGCAACACACUUUGAAAGGCAAUAAAACAAUAUUUUUACACGACCAUACAUUUCAUAAAUGGGAGACAUUAGAGAUGUGAAAAAACAUGGUUGUGUUUUGUAACUUCUACCUUGGGUAGGAUUUUCAAAAAAAAUGUGGGGGCAUUGCCAAUAGAGCUCACCAGCUUGUAGUCAUAAAAAACGGAAGUUAUUUACCUCAUGCUCCUUCAGUCAUUCCUAAGGGGGGAAAUUAAUGGGGAAAGAAUAGGGUUUUGGGAUAAAUGCUGAAAA
Salvelinus sp. IW2-2015 is the source of this 3351-nucleotide messenger RNA. Its product is annotated as SUN domain-containing protein 1-like. The record is from RefSeq and is a predicted model, not a curated record. Gene Ontology annotation, cellular component: meiotic nuclear membrane microtubule tethering complex; nuclear envelope. Gene Ontology annotation, molecular function: protein-membrane adaptor activity. NCBI's taxonomy places the organism in Eukaryota, Metazoa, Chordata, Actinopteri, Salmoniformes, Salmonidae.